AUGACCAUAAUUCCAGCUUCACUCUCUCAUCUCCUCUAUUCUCAAGCAAUCUCUCAACCCACCUCAAACAAAUACCAAACAAGGUACCAGCACUCCUCCGCUGACAAAAUGCCAGUUGCACUAGCUGACAUCCAAAUGGACGAUACUCCCGCCAACGUUCGGCCAAACACCUUCCUCCUCCCCGACUUCCCCGAUGGAGAUGGAGUCCCCAACUCCAACAACAACAGCCACCAAAUCGCUACCAACGGCUUCGGCCAGAACAACGGCUACCCACGCUGGCGCACCGCCGCGAAUCGCGCCUUGGGUCACCUCAUCUCAGGCAACGACGGCGACGAUGGCUUCGGUGACGAAAAGCCGAACGGUGACGGCAAGGGCAACGGUGGCAGAAACGAUAAUGGCCACAUAAAACUCGAUAAAAAGGCGGACCUUCAGUACACAAUUUUCGUUGGACUGCCACUUGGCACUCCCCGCGACAAUAUCUGGAUGGUCCUCAAUAGAGCUCGUAAUACUGUUCUGGACAAGCUCAACAACGCAGUGGCUUUAUACGCUCUUGGAUAUGCAGGUGCAGGGUGCGGAGACUAG
This is a messenger RNA of Aspergillus chevalieri, 582 nucleotides long. RefSeq lists its product as uncharacterized. The record is from RefSeq and is a predicted model, not a curated record. The coding region runs from base 1 to 582 and encodes 193 amino acids. The transcript has 2 exons. Lineage: Eukaryota; Fungi; Ascomycota; Eurotiomycetes; Eurotiales; Aspergillaceae.